Oryzias latipes (Japanese medaka) is the source of this 1741-nucleotide messenger RNA. It is a transcript of the gene plcxd3, whose product is annotated as phosphatidylinositol-specific phospholipase C, X domain containing 3. Gene Ontology annotation, molecular function: phosphoric diester hydrolase activity. Lineage: Eukaryota; Metazoa; Chordata; Actinopteri; Beloniformes; Adrianichthyidae. Gene Ontology annotation, biological process: lipid metabolic process. Gene Ontology annotation, cellular component: synapse. The record is from RefSeq and is a predicted model, not a curated record.
GAGAGAGAGUGAGAGAGAGAAAGGAGAGCGAGCACUCCAGGUUGGCGCAGGCACCGGUCCGGGAGAGGAAAGCGCGUAGCGAGGUGGCAGCAUGGCUUCAUCUCAUGGGAGAACCGACAUGCGCUUCGCGGACUGGAUGGCAAGCUUACCGCCAAACAUGCACCGGAUUCCGCUGACCAACCUGGCUAUCCCCGGUUCCCAUGAUUCCUUCAGUUUCUACAUCGAUGAGGCAUCUCCGGUGGGCCCCGAGCAGCCAGAGACGGUCCAAAACUUUGUAUCGGUUUUUGGUACGGUGGCCAAGAAACUAAUGAGGAAAUGGCUGGCCACGCAGACCAUGAACUUCAUCAGCCAAAUGGAGGCUGGGAUCCGCUUCUUUGACCUUCGCAUCUCCACCAAGCCACGCGACCCUGACAACGAGCUGUUCUUCGCCCACGGGCUCUUCAGUGCCACGGUCAGAGAAGGUUUGGAGCAGAUCAGCAGUUUCCUGUCAGCUCAUGCCAGAGAGGUGGUUUUUCUGGACUUUAACCACUUUUAUGGUGUCCAGAACCUGCACCAUGAAAAACUGGUGGCCAUGCUGAGGGAGGUGUUUGGGGACAAACUCUGCCCUGUUGUUUUUGCUCAAGAGGUGACUUUGCAGUAUUUGUGGGAGAAAGAGUACCAGGUGCUUGUCUUCUACCACCACCCCAUGGCGCUGGAGGUGCCCUUCCUCUGGCCGGGCCAGAUGAUGCCUGCUCCGUGGGCCAACACCACUGACCCAGAGAAGCUAGUUCAGUUUCUGCAGGCAUCCGUCACCGACCGCAGGAGAAAGGGGAGUUUCUUUGUCUCUCAGGUGGUGCUGACGCCAAAAGCCAGCACUGUGAUGAAAGGCGUGGCAAGUGGAUUGAGGGAGACGAUAACUGAAAGGGCUUUACCGGGAAUGAUGCAGUGGAUCCGAUCGCAAAGACCCGGAGAGAGCGGCAUUAACAUCAUUACAGCUGAUUUUGUGGAGCUUGGCGAAUUCAUCAGCGCCGUCAUCACCCUCAAUUAUCAUCACCUUGAUGACGAUGAUGAUGAUGCUACCUGAAAACCCCUAUAGGGGGGCGUAAGGAGGUCACCACCACUACCGGCGGUGGUUGGGCCUGUGCUGUCACCCUUUUCACUUUGGCAUUUAUUUCAGGAGGGGAGCGGCAUCGCUCCCCUCACUUUAUUUAGGGCUACAGUGAACUGAGAGAGGGGUGUUGAGAUGGUUCAAGCUGAAACUGGUAGAGAAGAUAGUGGCGUUUUGUUGGAGCUCUAUGAGAAUGAGAUUUUGUUUAUUUCCUUUUGUUUGGUUACUCUUUUUUCAACUUUGAUAUUUCCUUUACUCUGUGCUGUAAAAAGUCCUGCUUUUUCCAACGAUCACAUGCACUACUUUCCGUCUCUGACAAACAUAUUCUCAUCUGAGCAUUGAAAUCGCUCCACUAACCUAAUCGGUCUAGACAUCGUAGAAAAAGUGACUGUUUACAAAAAGGUUAUUAUAAAUUAUUCCGUGUAAGUCAAAACUGUUGGCUUGUAUAAGUAGAUAGAUGAUGUCGGUCUUGUUUUACAAAAAAUGUCCAAGUAAAGUUUUUUAUCUUUUGUUUUUUUUUAAUGAAACUUUAUGCAUCCCUGGUCAACUCUAGGUGUUUUUUGAAAAACAACUUUAACAGCUUGAAUGGAGUGUGUUUUUAAUGUGCUAAUCUAUAAAAAGGAAACAAAAACACGGGAAGAAAUAAACUGUUUC